Molecule: messenger RNA, 387 nt
Organism: Hermetia illucens (black soldier fly)
Lineage: Eukaryota; Metazoa; Arthropoda; Insecta; Diptera; Stratiomyidae
Exons: 3
Coding region: 1-387 (128 amino acids)
Molecular function (GO): protein binding
Source: RefSeq, a predicted model, not a curated record
AUGCUAUUAAGAACAGCCAUAUUAACAUUUGCUUUAUAUGUCACACUCUGUGCUGCUCAAGACGAGAUUACGGCCCUGCCAGUUUGUGACCUCCAAUGUGCCGCCAAUUAUAAACCAGUUUGCGUCCAAAUGUCAGAUAUGAUAGUUCGGGAGUUCACUAAUUCCUGCCAUUUGAAAUUGUACAAUUGUAGAAAACGUUCCAAUUUGCAGUCAAACGUACCAUGUGUAAUCGACCGUAUUGAAAAAAUGGUUUCAGCGAAAUUGAAACUCUUUGAAAGGAAGCUUAGAAAUCAAAGGCGAGUGUAUAUUCCCGAAAGAUCAAGGGUUGGUGUUCGGGAAAUGCAAAAUCUCAUAAAUGCUUUCAGAGCGGUGAUUUCCAAAUUGUAA